UACAAGUCAGUUGAACACGUGGUGAUUUCAAAUGUCCGAGACUUCGCACGUUCACCUUUUUGUUUCGUUUAUCAGAUUAUUUUUAUUUCAUGUUCUUAAUUGCCUUGUUAUUCAAACUAAAUACUGGUUGGUGUAUUGGAUCCUUGGAAAUUAGCUCAACACUUGGCGAAGCAACGAAAAGAUGACAUACCAUGAAAAUUCUUUUGAGUCUAUAAAUGAAAAGCGUAAUUAUUUUGGGCUGGAUGAUGCAUCGAAUAUUCGACCACUUUAUAAAAACAAAAUGCAUAAUCAGUGUCGUCUUACUGGUCCAACUGGGCAACAAAGUAAUGGGUCUGUACAAGAUUUAUCUACAGAUUUCCUAGGUUAUGACUGGAUAGCCUCUAUGGUAGAUAAUCAGAUAAGGCCCAUAUGCACAAACAUUUCAAAUCGCCAAGUAAACGUAUCAGCAAAUUACUAUAUCGAUGAUGAAGAGUGGUUAAAUCGACGGGAAUUUUUCGACAAACUAAAUGCAUUUCGUCAAAAAAAUUCUGAUCUUUGCUGUUCACAACGACCUUUGAGCCUCCAUAAAACAUCUACGAAAAUCAACCAUAACAAGUCUACGUUAAUAAAUGUUAGACAACGUGUACGACCGUUGCCGCCAAUUAGAACAAAUAUUAUUCCUCAUAAUGAAAAUAAAUUAAAACCCCCAACAAUUGUGCAAAACUACACAUUAAAUUCAAGAUUAUUCCCAGUGAGAACAGAUGUCUUAGCUUGUGAUGGAAAAUUCGAAGAAAAAGCUGUUGGUCCGAUAGUUCUAAGAAUUUCGAUUCCGUCUGAUCGUUUGAAAAAUACAAAAUUCCUAAAUGAAUCAUUUAAUAUUUGCAAAAAACAUCCAUUAUCAACAUCAUAUCCAUUUAAAAAUACUAUCUCUCUAAUAGGACAUUGUGAUUAUUCAGUGGGAACAAAACGUUCGCAGUAAAUAUCUAAUGUAUUCAAACUACCAAUUAUAUCCUGUACAUAUGAUGCAUUUUUAUCUACACUAUUGUUAUGAUAAAAAUAAUAAUGCCUAUGCAUGAUGGAUAAUUUAAGAAUGUGUAUUCUCAUUUUGUUUUGUAAAUAUUGUAUAUAUCAGUAUGUUUUUCCAAAAUUAUUAUACUUUUUCAAAUUAAAAUUAAUAUGAUAAAUGUGAAGCCUUUUA
Molecule: messenger RNA, 1177 nt
Organism: Schistosoma spindalis
Lineage: Eukaryota; Metazoa; Platyhelminthes; Trematoda; Strigeidida; Schistosomatidae
Source: the annotation of a GenBank genome assembly